AUGACUAACCUUCUCUGCAAGGCCAUCGAAUAUGUUUGGAUGCCUGAAGCGCACCAUCUCUUCAAACAGCUCAAGGAUGCUUUCACCUCCAUUCCUGUUCUAGCAUAUCCAGACCCUUCCAAAGCAUUCAUAAUGGAAGACGAUGUAUCCAAUCAUAAAGAGAAAAAAAUACAGUCGAAUCAAGUAGGAGAUACAUUUACUACUAGUACUCCAUCUGGAACAGUGAACUUCAUCCCGCCACUGACAACAAGCCCAGUAAUAACAUCCUUCAACCCUGCUCACAAUGGCCGCGUAUGCAGUACGUGGGGCAAUUUCCACUUCAAGACUUUUGAUGGGGACAUCUUUUACUUCCCUGGGCUCUGUAAUUACAUCUUUGCAUCCCACUGCAAUGCUGCCUAUGAGGACUUCAACAUCCAGAUCAGGCGCACUGUAGUGGAAAAUGCUCCUACAAUCAACCAUAUCACCAUGAAGCUCGAUGGGGUGGUUUUUGAAAUGGCAAAGAACUUUGUUGUUGUCAAUGGCAACAGGGUUCAGCUGCCUUACAGCCAGUCUGGAAUCAUGGCUGAGAGAAGCAGCAUGUAUAUGAAAGUGACUGCCAAAAUGGGCCUGGUUUUCAUGUGGAAUGAAGAUGACAGCAUCCUGGUGGAACUGAAUGACAAAUAUGCCAAUUAUACCUGUGGGCUUUGUGGGGACUUCAAUGGUAUUCCAACUUACAAUGAGUUCUUUUCAAACGAUGCCAAGCUGACUGCCAUGCAGUUUGGAAAUAUGCAGAAGAUGGAUGGGCCAACAGAAGUCUGUGAGGAUCCUACAUCAUCCUCCCUAAACAACUGCACGGACAAUUUUGAUGACAUUUGCCGUAAAGUAUUGACUGGCCCUGCAUUUUCAGAAUGUAAUGCUCUAGUUGAGGUUAGCGAGUACAUUAAGUCUUGUGAACACGACUUGUGCCGCUGUGACCAGUCUAAGAAUGCCUUCUGUAUUUGUAACACCUUUGGUGAAUACUCCCGGCAAUGUGCUCAUGCCAAUGGACAACCUCUGAACUGGAGAACCCCAGAACUGUGUCCCAAGAAGUGUCCUUUCAAUAUGCAGUACCAGGAAUGUGGAUCCCCCUGCACUGACACCUGCACCAACCCUGAAAGAUCUCAAGUCUGUGAAGAUCACUGUAUGGAUGGCUGUUUCUGUCCUCCAGGAACUGUGCUUGAUGACAUUAACAAUGCUGGCUGCAUCCCCAUUCAGGAGUGCUCCUGUACUUACAAUGGCAACUCUUACGCUCCAGGGACAUCUUUUGGAGCCCAUUGCCAUUCCUGUACCUGCAAUGGAGGUCAGUGGAAUUGCGAAGACAUUCCGUGCCCUGGAUCUUGUACAGUAGAGGGAGGUUCACACAUCUCCACAUAUGAUGAAAAACGUUACAAUGUCCAUGGAGCCUGCACUUAUGUUUUGUCUAAGCUCUGUGAAAAUGACACAUUCGCUGUUCUGGGAGAACUCCGCAGCUGUGGCUUGACAGACACUGAGACAUGCUUAAAAACAAUAGCCCUCAGCGUUAAUGGGGGACAAACUAUCAUUGUGAUCAAGUCUGGAGGUGGUGUGUUUGUGAAUUGGAUCUACACUCAGUUGCCCUUCUCAGCAGCUAAUGUCACCAUUUUCAGACCCUCAUCCUUCUUCAUCAUGGUGGGGACGAACUUUGGACUCCAGCUGGAGAUCCAGCUUGUACCUGUCAUGCAAGUGUUUGUGCGACUGGAUCCAUCUUUCAAAGGGCAGACCUGUGGUCUCUGUGGAAACUUCAACAAUGUUGAGGCUGAUGACUUCAAAGCCAUAAGUGGUGUAGUGGAAGGAACGGCAGCUGCAUUUGCUAAUACCUGGAAAACACAAGCUUCGUGCCCUAACAUCAAAAACAACUUUGAGAAUCCUUGUGCCCUCAGCGUAGAAAAUGAAAAGUAUGCUCAACACUGGUGUGGAUUGCUGACGGACAGCACAGGACCUUUUGCCAAUUGCCACUCCACAGUGAAUCCAGCUGUUUACCACACGAACUGUCUGUUUGACACCUGUAACUGUGAAAAGAGUGAGGAUUGUAUGUGUGCUGCCCUCUCUUCCUAUGUGAGAGCUUGUGCUGCCAAAGGUGUCCAGCUGGAUGGAUGGAGGACUGAUGUCUGUUCCAAAUACAAAACCUUGUGUCCCAAAUCCUUGACCUACCGCUAUGACAUCAGUUCCUGUCAACCCACUUGCCGGUCUCUGAGUGAGCCCGAUGUCACAUGUAACAUCAGGUUCAUUCCAGUUGAUGGUUGCUCCUGUGAAAAAGGAACCUACAUGGAUGAAUAUGGCAAAUGUGUGUCUGCUAGCAAAUGUCCUUGUUAUUACAAAGGAUCUCCCAUUCCCUCUGGGGAAGUUGUUCAUGAAGAUGGUCUUGUAUGUACUUGUGCACAGGGUAAACUGAGCUGCAUUGGAGCUGUGAACCAAAUGCCAGUUUGUGCUCCUCCCAUGGUCUACUUUGACUGCAGAAAUGUCACUGCAGGCACUACUGGAGCUGAAUGUCAGAAGAGCUGCCAGACUCUUGACAUGCAGUGUUACAGCACACAGUGUAUGUCUGGCUGCAUGUGCCCCUCUGGGCUAGUGUCAGAUGGUAAAGGCAGCUGUAUUGCUGAAGAGGAAUGUCCAUGUAUUCACAAUGAGGCUACCUACAAACCAGGGGAAGAGAUCAAAGUUGACUGCAACACCUGCGUGUGUAAGAACAGGAUGUGGAAAUGCACCAGUGAACAAUGCCUGGGUACGUGCGCUAUUUAUGGAGAUGGGCAUUACAUUACAUUUGACGACAAACGGUUUAGCUUCAAUGGAGAUUGUGAAUACACAUUAGUCCAGAACCACUGUGGGAAAAACAGCACAGUCAAUGGAACCUUCCGAGUUGUCACUGAAAACAUCCCCUGUGGCUCCACUGGGACUACCUGCUCUAAGUCUAUUAAAGUCUUCCUUUUGGGCUAUGAGUUGAUACUCAGUGAGGAACACCUUGAAGUGGUAGAAAGAGAAAAUGGAAGGCAAAUGCCAUACCAAGUCCGCUAUAUGGGCAUGUACUUAGUUAUUGAGACCAACAAUGGACUGAUCCUCAUGUGGGAUAAGAAAACCAGCAUCUUCAUCAAACUCAGCCCUGAUUUCAAGGGUCAGGUCUGUGGCCUGUGCGGGAACUAUGAUGGCAAUGGCAUUAAUGACUUUACCACCAGAAGUCAGUCUGUGGUAGGAGAUGUGCUGGAGUUUGGAAACAGCUGGAAAGUGUCUCUUACUUGUCCUGAUGCCAACUAUGCAAAGGACCCGUGCUCUACCAACCCUUAUAGGAAGUCCUGGUCACAGAGGCAGUGCAGCAUUAUCAACAGUGAAGUCUUUGCUGCGUGUCACUCUCAGGUUGAACCAACUAAAUAUUAUGAAGCAUGUGUGACUGAUGCUUGUGCUUGUGACAGUGGGGGAGACUGUGAAUGUUUCUGUACAGCAGUAGCUGCAUAUGCUCAAGCAUGUAGUGAAUUUGGUGUCUGUGUAGCCUGGAGAACUCCAUCAAUCUGUCCUAUGUUCUGUGAUUAUUACAACCCAGAAGGGGGAUGCGAGUGGCACUACAAGCCUUGUGGAGCCCCCUGCAUGAAGACCUGUAGGAAUCCAAGUGGAAGAUGCCUUCAUAAGUUACCAGGUUUAGAAGGCUGCUAUCCAAACUGUCCAGCAAACAAGCCAUAUUUCAAUGAGGAUGAGAUGACAUGUGUUGAUAACUGUGGUUGUUAUGAUGCUGAAGGAAACUACCACAAACCAGGAGUGAGCUUCUACUCACGGGACAACUGUCAGCUGUGUACAUGCACAAUGGAAGGCUUAGAGUGCAAGUUUGAUGCUGAAGCAUGUUAUUGCUAUUAUGAAGAACACAAAUAUAAAUAUAAGGAUGUCAUUUAUAACACCACAGAUGGGAUUGGAGGGUGUUUGAGUGCAACUUGUGACAUCAAUGGAACAAUAACCAGAAAAUUCUUUGAAUGCAGUGGAAUUACAACUAUCACCCCAUUCACAUUUAGUACAGUUCUACCUACGAGAACAACAACUACACCAUCAGUUACAACAGUGUGUGUUCACAAAGUGUGCGAUUGGUCAGAAUGGUAUGAUAGCAACAAUCCAACACAAGGCUCCAACAAUGGAGAUUCGGAAACAUUUGAAAAUCUAAGAGCUACAGGACAUAGUGUUUGCAAAACUCCAAGCGCUGUGGAAUGCAGAGCACAACAAUACCCUGGCACACCACUAAAAGACCUGAACCAAAAUGUAACAUGUAGCAAAGACAUUGGAUUCAUAUGUAAUAAUGACGAUCAGAUUUCAACAAUCUGCUACAACUAUGAGAUCAAAAUAUUAUGUUGUACUUAUGUACCAUGUGAGUCUACACCAUCUACACCAUCAGGCACAACGAGUGCACACCCAACCGUAACAGCUACCUCACUUGAGUCAAAAACAGUUUCAAAUCCAACUACUUCCAUAAGUUCAGAAGGGCCGAUUCCAUUCCCACUUCCCACCACACUUAUACGCCCAGUUUCCACUACUGUAUCAGUCACCACCACUGCUUCUCCUUCAACUCCAGGCACAGCAACAGUCUCUACUGGUACACCACCAAUGCAAACAGACACAGUCCCACCUGUGACAGGAAUGCGUCCACAACCUUCACCGGGUUCCACCCUUCCUCCUUCGGCACAAACCACCACUGAAGGCACCACAUUCCUCUCUACACAGCCAACAUCACAGGGAAGCACCACCGACCUACGACUCCCAGUUUCCACGACUGUAUCAGUCACCACCACUGCUUCUCCUCCAACUCCAGGCCCACAAACAAGCUCAACUGGUACACCACCGCUGCAAACAGGCACAAUACCACCUGUGACAGGCACGCGUGCACAAACUUCACCGGGCUCCACCUUUCCUCCUUCAGGACAAACAACUACUGAAGGCACCACACUCCUCUCUACACAGCCAACAUCACAGAGAAGCAUGAGCACACUUUUACCCCCAGUUUCCACUACAGUAUCAGUCACCUCCACUGCUUCUCCUCCAACUCCUGGCACAGAAACAGGCCCAGCUAGUACACCACCACUGCAAACAAGCGCAUUCCCACCUCUGACAGGCACGCGUCAAAAAUCUUCACCGAGUUCCACCCUUCCUCCUUCGGGACAAACAACCACUGAAGGCACCACACUCCUCUCUACACAGCCAACAUCACAGGGACGCACCACCAAGCAGCUACCACCAGUUAAAACUACCAUAUCAGACACCUCCACUGCUUCUCCUCCAACUCCAGGCACAGCAACAAGCUCAACUGGUAAACCACCACUGCAAACAGGCACAAUCCAACCUGUGACAGGCACGCGUCCACAACCUUCACUGGGGUCCACCCUUCCUCCUUCGGGACGAACAACUACUGAAAGCACCACACUCCGUUCUACACAGCCAACAUCGCAGGGAAGCACCACCACACUUCUACCCCCAGUUUCAACUACCAUAUCAGUCACCUCCACUGCUUCUCCUCCAACUCCAGGCACAGCAAAAGGCCCAGCUGGUACACCACCACUGCAAACAGGCACAUUCCCACCUCUGACAGGCACGGGUCCACAACCUUCACUGAGUUCCACCCUUCCUCCUUUGGAACGAACAACCACUGAAGGCACCACACUCCUCUCUACACAGCCAACAUUACAGGGAAGCAUGAGCACACUUUUACCCCCAGUUUCCACUACAGUAUCAGUCCCCUCCACUGCUUCCCCUCCAACUCCUGGCACAGAAACAGGCCCAGCUGGUACACAACCACUGCAAACAAGCACAUUCUCACCUCUCACAGGCACGCGUCCAAAAUCUUCACCGGGUUCCACCCUUCCUCCUUUGGAUCGAACAACCACUGAAGGCACCACACUCAUCUCUACACAGCCAACGUCACAGGGAAGCACCACCACACUUCUACCCCCAGUUUCCACGACCGUAUCUGUCACCUCCACUGCUUCUCUCUCAACUCCAGGCACAGAAAAAGGCCCAGCUGGUACACCACCACUGCAAACAAGCACAUUCCCACCUCUGACAGGCACGCAUCCAAAAUCUUCACCGGGUUCCACCUUUCCUCCUUCGGGACAAACAACCACUGAAGGCACCACACUCCUCUCUACACAGCCAACAUCACAGGGACGCACCACCACACUUCUACCCCCAGUUGCAACUACCAUAUCAGUCACCACCACUGCUUCUCCUCCAACUCCAGGCCCACAAACAAGCUCAACUGGUACACCACCGCUGCAAACAGGCACAAUACCACCUGUGACAGGCACGCGUGCACAAACUUCACCGGGCUCCACCUUUCCUCCUUCAGGACAAACAACUACUGAAGGCACCACACUCCUCUCUACACAGCCAACAUCACAGAGAAGCAUGAGCACACUUUUACCCCCAGUUUCCACUACAGUAUCAGUCACCUCCACUGCUUCUCCUCCAACUCCUGGCACAGAAACAGGCCCAGCUAGUACACCACCACUGCAAACAAGCGCAUUCCCACCUCUGACAGGCACGCGUCAAAAAUCUUCACCGAGUUCCACCCUUCCUCCUUCGGGACAAACAACCACUGAAGGCACCACACUCCUCUCUACACAGCCAACAUCACAGGGACGCACCACCAAGCAGCUACCACCAGUUAAAACUACCAUAUCAGACACCUCCACGGCUUCUCCUCCAACUCCAGGCACAGCAACAAGCUCAACUGGUAAACCACCACUGCAAACAGGCACAAUCCAACCUGUGACAGGCACGCGUCCACAACCUUCACUGGGGUCCACCCUUCCUCCUUCGGGACGAACAACUACUGAAAGCACCACACUCCGUUCUACACAGCCAACAUCGCAGGGAAGCACCACCACACUUCUACCCCCAGUUUCAACUACCAUAUCAGUCACCUCCACUGCUUCUCCUCCAACUCCAGGCACAGCAAAAGGCCCAGCUGGUACACCACCACUGCAAACAGGCACAUUCCCACCUCUGACAGGCACGGGUCCACAACCUUCACUGAGUUCCACCCUUCCUCCUUUGGAACGAACAACCACUGAAGGCACCACACUCCUCUCUACACAGCCAACAUUACAGGGAAGCAUGAGCACACUUUUACCCCCAGUUUCCACUACAGUAUCAGUCCCCUCCACUGCUUCCCCUCCAACUCCUGGCACAGAAACAGGCCCAGCUGGUACACAACCACUGCAAACAAGCACAUUCUCACCUCUCACAGGCACGCGUCCAAAAUCUUCACCGGGUUCCACCCUUCCUCCUUUGGAUCGAACAACCACUGAAGGCACCACACUCAUCUCUACACAGCCAACGUCACAGGGAAGCACCACCACACUUCUACCCCCAGUUUCCACGACCGUAUCUGUCACCUCCACUGCUUCUCUCUCAACUCCAGGCACAGAAAAAGGCCCAGCUGGUACACCACCACUGCAAACAAGCACAUUCCCACCUCUGACAGGCACGCAUCCAAAAUCUUCACCGGGUUCCACCUUUCCUCCUUCGGGACAAACAACCACUGAAGGCACCACACUCCUCUCUACACAGCCAACAUCACAGGGACGCACCACCACACUUCUACCCCCAGUUGCAACUACCAUAUCAGUCACCACCACUGCUUCUCCUCCAACUCCAGGCCCACAAACAAGCUCAACUGGUACACCACCGCUGCAAACAGGCACAAUACCACCUGUGACAGGCACGCGUGCACAAACUUCACCGGGCUCCACCUUUCCUCCUUCAGGACAAACAACUACUGAAGGCACCACACUCCUCUCUACACAGCCAACAUCACAGAGAAGCAUGAGCACACUUUUACCCCCAGUUUCCACUACAGUAUCAGUCACCUCCACUGCUUCUCCUCCAACUCCUGGCACAGAAACAGGCCCAGCUAGUACACCACCACUGCAAACAAGCACAGUCCCACCUCUGACAGGCACGCGUCCACAACCUUCACUGAGUUCCACCCUUCCUCCUUUGGAACGAACAACCACUGAAGGCACCACACUCAUCUCUACAGAGCCAACGUCACAGGGAAGCACCACCACACUUCUACCCCCAGUUUCCACGACCGUAUCUGUCACCUCCACUACUUCUCUUUCAACUCCAGGCACAGCAACAGGCCCAGCUGGUACACCACCACUGCAAACAAGCACAGUCCCACCUCUGACAGGCACGCGUCCACAACCUUCACUUGGUUCCACCCUUCCUCCUUCGCGACGAAUAACCACUGAAGGCACCACACUCCGUUCUACACAGCCAACAUCACAGGGAAGCACCACCACACUUCUACUCCCAGUUUCAACUUCCAUAUCAGUCACCUCCACUGCUUCUCCUCCAACUCCAGGCAAAACAACAGGCCCCGCUGGUACACCACCACUGCAAACAAGCACAUUCCCACCUCUGACAGGCACACCUCCACAACCUUCAAUGAGUUCUACCAUUCUUCCUUCGGCACGAACAACCACUGAGGGCACCACACUCCUCUCUAUGCACCCAACAUCGCAGGGAAGCACCACCACGCUUCUACCCCCAAUUUCCACUACACUAUCAGUCACCUCCACUGCUUCUCCUCCAACUCCAGGCACAGCAACAGGCUCAACUGGUACACCACCAACACAGCAAACAGGCACAGUCCCACCUGUAACAGGCACACGUCCAAAACCUUCACCGGGAUCCACCCUUCCUCCUUCGGGACGAACAACCACUGAAGGCACCACACUCCGCUCUACACAGCCAACAUCACAGGGACGCACGAGCACACUUCUGCUCCCUGUUUCCCCUACAGUAUCAGUCACCUCCACUGCUUCUCCUCCAACUCCAGGCACAGCAACAGGCCCAGCUGGUACACCACCACUGCAAACAAGCACAUUCCCACCUCUGACAGGCACGCGUCCACAACCUUCACUUGGUUCCACCCUUCCUCCUUCGGGACGAACAACCACUGAAGGCACCACACUCCGCUCUACACAGCCAACAUCACAGGGACGCACGAGCACACUUCUGCUCCCUGUUUCCCCUACAGUAUCAGUCACCUCCACUGCUUCUCCUCCAACUCCAGGCACAGCAACAGGCCCAGCUGGUACACCACCACUGCAAACAAGCACAUUCCCACCUCUGACAGGCACGCGUCCACAACCUUCACUUGGUUCCACCCUUCCUCCUUCGCGACGAACAACCACUGAAGGCACCACACUCCUCUCUACACAGCCAACAUCACAGGGAAGCACCACCAAGCAGCUACCACCAGUUUCCAAUACCCUAUCAGUCACCUCCACUGCUUCUCCUCCAACUUCAGGCACAGCAACAGGCUCAACUGGUACACCACCCCUGCAAACAAGCACAGUCCCACCUGUGACACGCACACCUCCACAACCUUCACUGGGUUCCACCCUUACUCCUUUGGAACGAACAACCACUGAAGGCACCACACUCAUCUCUACACAGCCAACGUCACAGGGAAGGACCACCACGCUUCUACCCCCAGUUUCCACUACUGUAUCAGUCACCUCCACUGCUUCUCCUUCAACUCCAGGCACAGCAACAGGCCCAGCUGGUACACCACCACUGCAAACAGGCACAUUCCCACCUCUGACAGGCACACCUCCACAACCUUCACUGAGUUCUACCAUUCUUCCUUCGGCACGAACAACCACUGAGGGCACCACACUCCUCUCUAUUCACCCAACAUCGCAGGGAAGCACCACCACGCUUCUACCCCCAAUUUCCACUACACUAUCAGUCACCUCCACUGCUUCUCCUCCAACUCCAGGCACAGCAACAGGCUCAACUGGUACACCACCAACACAGCAAACAGGCACAGUCCCACCUGUAACAGGCAGGCUUCCAAAACCUUCUCCGGGUUCCACCCUUCCUCCUUCGCGACGAACAACCAGUGAAGGCACCACACUCCUCUCUACACAGCCAACAUCACAGGGAAGCACCACCACACUUCUUCCCCCAGUUUCCACUACCGUAUCAGUCACCUCCACUGCUUCUCCUCCAACUCCAGGCACAGCAACAGGCCCCACUGGUACACCACCACUGCAAACAAGCACAUUCCCACCUCUGACAGGCACACCUCCACAACCUUCACUGAGUUCCACCCUUCCUCCUUCUGGACAAACAACCACUGAAGGCACCACACUCCUCUCUACACAGCCAACAUCACAGGGACGCACGAGCACACUUCUGCUCCCUGUUUCCACUACACUAUCAGUCACCUCCACUGCUUCUCCUCCAACACCAGGCACAGCUACAGGCUCAACUGUUACACCACUGCUGCAAACAGGCACAAUCCCACCUGUGACAGGCACGCCUCCACAACCUUCACCAGGUUCCUCCCUUCCUACUUUGGGACAAACAAGCACUAAAGGAACCACACUCAUCUCUACGCAGCCAACAUCACAGGGAAGCACCAUCACACUUUUACCCCCAGUUUCCACUACCAUAUCUGUCACCUCCACUGCUUCUCCUCCAACUCCGGGCACAGCAACAGGCUCAACUGGUACACCACCCCUGCAAACAAGCACAGUCCCACCUGUGACACGCACACCUCCACAACCUUCACUGGGUUCCACCCUUACUCCUUUGGAACGAACAACCACUGAAGGCACCACACUCCAUUCUACACAGCCAACAUCACAGGGAAGCACCACCACACUUCUACCCCCAGUUUCAAGUACCGUAUCUGUCACCUCCACUGCUUCUCCUCCAACUCCAGGCACAGAAACAGGCGCAACUGGUACACCACCACUGCAAACAGGCACAAUCCCACCUGUGACAGGCACGCAUCCACAACCUUCACCAGGUUCCACCCUUCCUACUUUGGGACAAACAGCCACUAAAGGCACCACACUCAUCUCUACACAGCCAACAUCAAAGGGAAGCACCACCACACUUCUACCCCCAGUUUCCACUACCAUAUCUGUCACCUCCACUGCUUCUCCUCCAACUCCAGGCACAGCAACAGGCCCAGCUGGUACACCACCACUGCAAACAAGCACAUUCCCACCUCUGACAGGCACACGUCCAAAACCUUCACCGGGUUCCACCCUUCCUCCUUCGGGACGAACAACCACUGAAGGCACCACACUCCUCUCUAGACAGCCAACAUCACAGGGACACACGAGCACACUUCUGCUCCUUGUUUCCACUACCGUAUCAGUCACCUCCACUGCUUCUCCUCCAACUCCAGGCACAGCAACAGGCCCCGCUGGUACACCACCACUGCAAACAAGCACAGUCCCACCUCUGACAGGCACACCUCCACAACCUUCACUGCGUUCCACCCUUCCUCCUUCACGACGAACAACCACUGAAGGCACCACACUCCUCUCUACACAGCCAACAUCACAGGGAAGAACCACCACACUUCUUCCCCCAGUUUCCACUACCGUAUCAGUCACCUCCACUGCUUCUCCUCCAACUCCAGGCACAGCAACAGGCCCCGCUGGUACACCACCACUGCAAACAAGCACAUUCCCACCUCUGACAGGCACACCUCCACCACCUUUACUGAGUUCCACCCUUCCUCCUUUGGAACGAACAACCACUGAAGGCACCACACUCCUCUCUACACAGCCAACAUCACAGGGACGCACGAGCACACUUCUGCUCCCUGUUUCCACUACACUAUCAGUCACCUCCACUGCUUCUCCUCCAACUCCAGGCAAAGCUACAGGCUCAACUGUUACACCACUGCUGCAAACAGGCACAAUCCCACCUGUGACAGGCACGCCUCCACAACCUUCACCAGGUUCCUCCCUUCCUACUUUGGGACAAACAAGCACUAAAGGAACCACACUCAUCUCUACGCAACCAACAUCACAGGGAAGCACCACCACACUUCUACCCCCAAUUUCCACUACACUAUCAGUCACCUCCACUGCUUCUCCUCCAACUCCGGGCACAGCAACAGGCUCAACUGGUACACCACCACUGCAAACAGACACAAUCCCACCUGUGACAGGCACGCAUCCACAACCUUCACUGAGUUCCACCCUUCCUCCUUUGGAACGAACAACCACUGAAGGCACCACACUCCAUUCUGCACAGCCAACAUCACAGGGAAGCACCACCACACUUCUACCCCCAGUUUCAACUACCGUAUCUGUCACCUCCACUGCUUCUCCUCCAACUCCAGGCACAGAAACAGGCGCAACUGGUACACCACCACUGCAAACAGGCACAAUCCCACCUGUGACAGGCACGCAUCCACAACCUUCACCAGGUUCCACCCUUCCUACUUUGGGACAAACAGCCACUAAAGGCACCACACUCAUCUCUACACAGCCAACAUCAAAGGGAAGCACCACCACACUUCUACCCCCAGUUUCCACUACCAUAUCUGUCACCUCCACUGCUUCUCCUCCAACUCCAGGCACAGCAACAGGCCCAGCUGGUACACCACCACUGCAAACAAGCACAUUCCCACCUCUGACAGGCACACGUCCAAAACCUUCACCGGGUUCCACCCUUCCUCCUUCGGGACGAACAACCACUGAAGGCACCACACUCCUCUCUAGACAGCCAACAUCACAGGGACGCACGAGCACACUUCUGCUCCCUGUUUCCACUACCGUAUCAGUCACCUCCACUGCUUCUCCUCCAACUCCAGGCACAGCAACAGGCUCAACUGUUACACCACUGCUGCAAACAGGCACAAUCCCACCUGUGACAGGCACGCCUCCACAAUCUUUACCGGGUUCCACUCUUCCUCCUUCAGGACGAAGAACAACUGAAGGCAUCACACUCCGUUCUACACAGCCAGCAUCCGAAGAAAGCACCACCACACUUCUACCCCCAGUUUCAACUUCCAUAUCAGUCACCUCCACUACUUCUCCUCCAACUACAGGCACAGCAACAGGCCCCGCUGGUACACCACCACUGCAAACAAGCACAUUCCCACGUCUGACAGGCACGCAUCCACAACCUUCACUGAGUUCCACCCUUCCUCCUUUGGAACGAACAACCACUGAAGGCACCACACUCAUCUCUACACAGCCAACGUCACAGGGAAGCACCAGCAUGCUUCUACUCCCAGUUUCCACUACUGUAUCAGUCACCUCCACUGCUUCUCUUUCAACUCCAGGCACAGCAACAGGCCCAGCUGGUACACCACCACUGGAAACAGGCACAACCCCACCUGUGACAGGCAUGCCUCCACAACCUUCACCUGGUUCCACCCUUCCUCCUUCGGGACAAACAACCACUGAAGGCACCACACUACUGUCUACACAGCCAACAUCACAGGGACGCACGAGCACACUUCUGCCCCCAGUUUCCACUACCGUAUCAGUCACGUCCCCUGCUUCUCCAACUCCAGGCACAGCAACAGGCUCAACUGGUACACCACCACUGCAAACCAGCACAGUCCCACCUCUGACAGGCACACCUCCACAACCUUCACCGGGUUCUACCAUUCCUCCUUCGGGACGAACUACCACUGAGGGCACCACACUCCUCUCUACGCAGCCAACAUCGCAAGGAAGCACCACCACGCUUCUACCCCCAAUUUCCACUACACUAUCAGUCACCUCCACUUCUCCUCCAACUCCAGGCACAGCAACAGGCCCAGCUGGUACACCACCACUGCAAACAAGCACAUUCCCACCUCUGACAGGCACGCGUCCACAACCUUCACUGGCUUCCACCCUUCCUCCUUCAGGACGAACGACCACUGAAGCCACCACACUCCUCUCUACACAGCCAACAUCACAGGAAAGUAUGAGCACACUUUUACCCCCAGUUUCCACUACAGUAUCAGUCACCUCCACUGCUUCUCCUCCAACUCCAGGCACAGCCACAGGCCCAGCUGGUACACCACCACUGCAAACAAGCACAUUCCCACCUCUGACAGGCACGCGUCCACAACCUUCACUUGGUUCCACUCUUCCUCCUUCGCGACGAACAACCACUGAAGGCACCACACUCCUCUCUACACAGCCAACAUCACAGGGACGCACCACCACACUUCUUCCCCCAGUUUCCACUACCGUAUCACUCACCUCCACUGCUUCUCCUCCAACUCCAGGUACAGCAAUAGGCUCAUCUGGUACACCACUGCUGCAAACAAGCACAGUCCCACCUGUGACAGGCACACGUCCACAACCUUCAACAGGUUCCACCCUUUCUUCUUCAGGACGAACCACCACUAAAGGCACCACACUCCUCUCUACACAGCCAACAUCACAGGGAAGCAUAAGCACACUUUUACCCCCAGUUUCCACUACCGUGUCAGUCACCUACACUGCUUCUCCUCCAACUCCUGGGACAGCAACAAGGUCAACUGGUACUCCCACUCCAGGCACAACAGCAGGCUCAACUGGUACACCACCACUGCAAACAGGCACAAUCCCACAUGUGACAGGCACGCGAUUCAAACCUUCAACUGGUUCCAUCAUACCUCCUUCGGGACGAACAACCACUGAAGGCACCACACUCCUCUCUACACAGCCAACAUCUCAGGGAAGAACCAGCACACUUCUACCCCCACGUUCCACUACUGUAUCAGUCACCUCCACUGCUUCUCCUCCAACUCCUGGCACAGCAACAGGGUCAACUGGUACAGCACCACUGCAAACAGGCACAAUUCCACCAAUGACAGGCACGCUUCCACAACCUUCACCGGGUUCCACCAUUCCUCGUUCGGGACGAACAACCAUUGCGGGUACCACACUCCUCUCUACACAGCCAGCAUCACAGGGAAGCACCACCAUGCUUCUACCCCCAGUUUCCACUACCGUAUCAGUCACCUCCACUGCUUCUCCUCCAACUCCAGGCACAACAAGAGGCUCAACUGGUACACCACCACUGCAAACAGGCACAAUCCCACCUGUGACAGGCACACGUCCACAAACUUCACUGAGUUCCACCCUUCCUUCUUCGAGACGAACAACCACUGAAGGCACCACACUCCUCUCUACACAGCCAACAUCACAGGGACGCACCAGUACACUUCUAUCCUCAGUUUCCACUACCGUAUCAGUCACUUCCACUGCUUCUCCUUCAACUCCAGGCACAGCAACAGGCCCAGCUGGUACACCACCACUGCAAACAGGCACAUUCCCACCUCUGACAGGCACGCGUCCACAACCUUCACUGGGUUCCACCCUUCCUCCUUCGGGACGAACGACCACUGAAGGCACCACACUCCGUUCUACACAGCCAACAUCACAGGGACGCACCACCACACUUCUACCCCCAGUUUCAACUACCAUAUCAGUCACCUCCACUGCUUCUCCUCCAACUCCAGGCACAGCAAUGGCCUUAGCUGGUACAGCACCACAGCAAACAGGCACAAUCCUACCUGUGACAGGCAUACGUGGAGAAAUGACAACAGGUUCAGCAUCCACGAGUGUGGGAUCUACCAUCACAAGGAGUACAAUGCUUCUUUCCACACUCCCAGCACAGUUAACAUCACAUGAAAGCACCACCACAGUUUUAUCUCCAGUUUCCACUACUCUUGCCGUCUCCCCAACUUUAAGCAUUAUAUCCCCUGCAACAUCUACUAUUUCAAGGCUUACUUCUUCAGUAUCUGCAACAACAGUAGGCCCCAGUACAGCCUACACAGCAAGUGAAAAUAUUUCAUCUUUCACUUCGAGCCAAAUAACACCAUGUUUAUGCGAUGUGUCUGGUGAUUUCUUUUCUCCUGGUGAAGUUAUAUACAACAGAACAGAUAGCACUGGUUGUAGUUUUUAUGCACUUUGCAGUAAAAGAUGCGAAAUUGAACGAUUCCAGGGGCCUUGUCCUACAACAACUCCUGUUUCAUUAAUCCCAUCAUCUACAAUCCCAAGUUUAUCAACUACAACAACUAUAUCUUCUUCAGUGCCAGCAACUCCAGAAACAUCUAAACCUACUCCAGUAUCAGGUUGCCCUAAUGCUGACCCACCAAGAAAGAGGAAUGAAUCCUGGAUGUUAAACAAUUGCACUAUGGCAACUUGUGAGGGAGACAACAGAAUUGUUCUAGUGCUGCCUCCAGCUGUAGAGACGAUUACUUGUGCAAGUGGACUCCCACCAAUAAAAGUCUAUGAUGAGGAUGGCUGCAACUACCACUAUGAGUGUGACUGUGUUUGCAGCGGCUGGAGCACUUCUCACUACUUGACUUUUGAUGGAACUCACUACACAUUCCAUGACAACUGCACAUAUGUGCUGAUGAAACAGAUUGUGCCCAAAUACAAUUUCAGCAUCCUUGUUGACAAUGACUUCUGUGAUGUGCCUGAUGGAUUCUCCUGCCCCAGAUCGAUCAUUGUAAAUUACAACUCCAUGGAAAUAGUGCUGAGCAGUCAGAUACACCAGGGAGAGAGAAAUAACACGAUUCUCAUCAACAAGGAGCCAAUCAGUGGAGGCUUCAGCAGAGAUGGCAUUUCAGUUGCCAAUGGUGGAACAGACAUGGUUGUUGAAAUCCCGGACAUCAAGUCUUACAUCUCCUUCAAUGGACUCACCUUCACAGUGAAAAUGCCAUUCAGUAUGUUUGGACACAACACUGAAGGCCAGUGUGGCACGUGUUCAAAUGACAAGGUGGACGAAUGCCGCAUGCCAAGUGGAGAAGUAAUUUCCUCUUGUUCAGAGAUGGCUGCCGCCUGGCAGGUUCAGGAUGAAAAUAAGCCCAGUUGUGAAGGGCCCCCGGCACCACCUGUCACGCCAACAACUCCACCUGUGCCCUGCAAUUCCACUUCUCCUCUUUGUGAGCUGAUUUUGAGCGAUCUCUUUGCAGAGUGUCAUAAAGUUCUGACUCCCAGCACAUUCUAUGAGAGUUGCAUCUUUGAUUCAUGCCACAUUACCAAUGAAUCUAUGCCAUGCUUCCAUGUGGAAACGUAUGCCUCCCUCUGCUCUGCUAAAGGUGUCUGUGCCGACUGGAGAAGCAAGACCCAAGGACAAUGCCCAUAUAACUGUCCUCAAGGCAAGGUGUAUGAUGCGUGUGGCCCUCUUAACCCUGUCACCUGUAAUUCCGGAACUGUUAACCACAUAAGUGAAUAUGUUGCUGAAGGAUGCUUCUGCCCCAGGGGUUCGAUUCUCUUCAAUUCGUACACUGACAUUUGUGUGUCAGAAUGCGCUUGCGUGGGACCAGAUGGAAUGCCUAAACUGCCUGGAGACAUUUGGAAGAGUAACUGCCAGGAUUGUGUCUGUGACCCAUUCUCUGUUACUGUACAAUGUAAGUCACUUACGUGUCAAACAUCCGAGACACGCGUGUGUGAGAAAGAAGGAUUCGUAUCGGUCCCAGUGUUGACACCAGAAGACCCUUGCUGUCCUGAAACUGAAUGCAGAUGCAAUACAAGUGCCUGUUCCCAGGCCAAGACGACUUGUGAGCCAGGAUAUCAGCUCAUCACAACCCUUUCAGAAGGAGACUGCUGUGUCAAUUAUACAUGUGAACCAAUACCAGAUGUCUGUGUGCUUAAUGGAACUAUUUACCAGCCUGGAAUGUCUGUUCCAAUGGACUCUUGUAAGACGUGUACCUGCAGUUCUGAAGCAGAUCCAGCCUCCAACAGAAACCUUCUGCAUUGUGAGCCAGUCCAGUGUGACACCACUUGCCCCCUGAGUUAUGAAUACACGAUGAAAGAUGGAGAGUGCUGCGGAGAGUGUGUCCAGGUGGCUUGCAUAAUCAAGCUGACUAACAAUACUGUCCAGGUGCUCAAGCCUGGUGAUACCUGGAAGCCUGAAGAUAAUCCAUGCAGCUAUUACAAAUGUGAAGAAGCUGAAGAUCAGCUUAUUUCAGUUACUGUUCUGAGAACAUGUCCUGUCUUUGACCCAGAGGACUGCGAGCCUGAUGAAGUACAGCUGACUCCUGAUGGCUGCUGCAAAACUUGUACCGCUAAAUGUAAGUAA
Dermochelys coriacea (leatherback sea turtle) is the source of this 17850-nucleotide messenger RNA. RefSeq names its product mucin-2-like. Gene Ontology annotation, molecular function: protein binding. Gene Ontology annotation, cellular component: extracellular matrix. NCBI's taxonomy places the organism in Eukaryota, Metazoa, Chordata, Testudines, Dermochelyidae. The record is from RefSeq and is a predicted model, not a curated record. The coding region runs from base 1 to 17850 and encodes 5949 amino acids. The transcript is spliced from 47 exons.